Molecule: messenger RNA, 642 nt
Organism: Durusdinium trenchii
Lineage: Eukaryota; Dinophyceae; Suessiales; Symbiodiniaceae
Source: the annotation of a GenBank genome assembly
AUGACCUGGAUCAUUCAAGCGGCGGUGCUCUUCGCCUUACCGGCGACCGUGAUGCGCUACAUCGUGGAGUUUGCCAUAGGGCCGCCCUCGACGAUCUACCGGCGAGAGACCUGUCGACCCUUCGACAUCUAUGACCAUUUGCGGAAGACCCAGGCGCGCAUGCUGAUCUCACAUUCCUGCUACCACAGCAUGGCCAAGGAUGGCCCCAUGAGUAUGGACAGUUUGUAUGGAUAUUUGGAGGAGCUCUACGCCCGGCAGAUCAAAGCUGGUACUGUACAAGCAGACGAACUGAACUUGCUGUGGCGAGCGACUCUCACAGGCUUUGACGCAGAUGAGUCGGGCAAGGUCUCCCUUCAAGAGUUCGUGCAAGCGGCCUCCCUCAUUGACGACUUACAUAUCGAAGAUAUUGUACACUUUGUGGACAAGGAUCGCAAUAUUGGCAUGGUGGAGAAGCUGUUAGAUAGCACCAGGCAUCAGCUGCUGAAGAAAAAAUCAGUGAUCCAACCCAUGAAGUCAGUAGAAGUCUUGGGCGGAGACGACCAGACACCUGCCUCUCCGUCGCCUGAGCCACCGCAGCCGGCCACGGAGCCGCCCAACACGGUGACUGAUAGGCGAAGUUCAAGUCCACGAGAUUUGGACUAA